UAUUUAUAGUGCAAACUGCAUGGAAAAUCUUCAGUCGUUGACGGCUCUUUGAUGUGCGAAUUACCUCUUUAACGGGAAACAGUGCCAAACGAAUAAAUAUAAUAUUGAAAUUAAAAGUACACAAUAUCCAAAUAUUUAAAACGGUAUUAUACCGUUGGUGAAAGUUUUCGUCGGUUCGGUCACUUAAAGACAAAAGAAAUCUUCAGGGCAAUUUGAAAGUAAGAGUGUAAACUAAAUCGAAAGCAAUAGAAAAGUUAAGAAAAACGCAAAUAAAAACAAAAUAAAAUAAAAAAUUGCGACAAAACUGGAGUGAGAGAGAGAGAGAGAGGGAGGGAAGUGCAUGCAAAUGAGUUGAAAAGCUUUCCCUAGCCAAAGCACUGCAAAAAAAUAGUGAACAGUUCGCCGUUCCAUUGAAGUCACCGAUAAAAAAGCGGUGCAUAGUCUUUCCGGCCUGCUUGAAACAAAGCAACAACACAAAACAUGACGUGAAGUGAAGCCGGAAAAUCGCUGAAACCGUAUCGACCCGUCGGCUUGAGUGUGCAAGUGCAAAAUGCAAUGGUGAAAAUAAACAUUCGUUUAUUUUUUUGUGUGCGAGUGUAGUCAUAGUUAAGUCUGUCUCGUCAUCACGUCGCUUAUCGCUCGUUCCGCGUGCCUACUCGCCGGUGUGGCUCAAUAAAGUGACGAAAAUCCUCUCGGUCUCGACAUAUGCGCGCGAUAGUCAGUUCGCGCUCAAUUGUGCAAGUGACUCAACAAGUGGGGCACCGAUUUAAACUCUUUGUUUUAUAACCCUGAAAUGGGCAUAAUAUAAUAUAAGAAAUACGAAGCUUACCUGCAGACCAAAAUUGAAUUUAUGCACAAGCAUAAGUUCCAAAAGCGGAGCAGUUAAAUUUACGGAGUUUCCAUCAUCAAACGAUUUAGCCACACCAAUCCAAAAUGUAUGGAUUCGUUAAUUACGCCUUGGAGCUGCUCGUGCUGAAAAACUUCGGUGAAGAAAUAUGGGACCAAAUAAAGAAAAAAGCGAUGGUCAGCAUGGAAGGUCAGUUUUUGGUGCGACAAACAUAUGACGAUGAAAUCACCUACAAUCUCAUCGGCGCGGCGGUGGAAAUUUUACAUAUACCAGCCGAUGAUAUAUUGGAGCUCUUUGGUAAGACUUUUUUCGAGUUCUGCCAGGAUUCGGGCUAUGACAAAAUUUUGCAAGUGCUGGGCGCCACACCGCGCGACUUUCUGCAGAACUUGGAUGCGCUGCAUGAUCAUCUGGGCACCCUUUACCCCGGCAUGAGGGCACCUUCAUUUCGUUGUACAGAAAAGGAUGGCUCACUUCUGUUGCACUACUACUCGGAACGUCCCGGCUUGGAGCACAUCGUGAUUGGUAUUGUUAAGGCGGUGGCAUCCAAACUGCAUGGUGUCGAGGUGGAAAUUGAGAUCGUCAAGCGGAAAGGUGACCCAAUCGAUGAAGAAGACCGCACAGAUGUAUUUACGCAACAACAACAGCAGCAAUCAAGUAGCACAAUACCUACUGAAAAUCUACCAGAAGAGAAUAACAAUCACAAUAACACCAACAAUAAUGCCAGCAAUAAAAAUAACAACGAAAACGAUGCGGAUGACGACGAUGAUGUGGUGGUGUUAUCAGCCGCAGAUGUUAGCAAUAAAAAGCAAGCUCGUUGUGCUUUUGGCCGCACCAAAUCGCACUCGGCUUCGUCAAUGAGCAGCGGCGGCAAGCAGGCGGAUAGUUUCGACAGCGACCCCGACAAACAGGAGCAGAAAUGUUUGCGUUUGCUCAAAAACAAGAGCGACGACAUCGAGCGCUACGAUCAUGUGCAGUUUCUAAUUCGUGAAAUCGGCACCAGCAGCAGCAAUGCCACGGCGGGCGCCGGCAACGCUACCACAACGGCUACCACGUCGCUGGCGUCGUCGGCGAGCGGGGACGAGCGCGCGAUAGCCACUUGCCGGGAGGAGGCCAAGGAGCCGCCGGAUGAGAUAGACUUUUUGUGUGAAGCGCCGCUUAUCUCGCCCGCCACAUUCUGCAAGGUGUUCCCAUUCCACUUGAUGUUCGAUCGGCAAAUGAAAAUUGUGCAGGCCGGCAAAUCCGUUUCGCGCGUCAUUCCAAGAGUUGCGGUGGAAAACUGUUCCAUAUUGGAGGUACUCGAGGCCAUACGUCCGCAUUUACAGUUAAGCUUCGAAAACAUUUUGUCGCACAUCAACACGAUUUACGUACUGCAGACGCGUCAAGGGGCGAUGGGCAAGCAUGAACGGUACCUGAGGUUAAAGGGUCAAAUGAUGUACAUACCAGAAUCCGACCGCAUAUUGUUUCAGUGCUAUCCCAGCGUCAUGAAUUUGGAUGAUUUGACAAAAAAGGGUCUCUAUAUUUCCGAUGUCCCGCUACAUGACGCCACCAGAGAUUUGGUGCUGCUCUCUGAAAAAUUCGAGGCUGAGUAUAAAUUGACAAAGAAUCUGGAGCUGCUUACCGAUAAGCUGCAACAAACCUACAGAGAUUUGGAAAGUGAAAAGCAGAAAACGGACAGGCUCCUCUACUCGGUUCUACCCAAAUCGGUGGCCAAUGAACUGCGGCACCAACGCCCCGUGCUGCCUAAACGUUAUGAUUCGGUGACGCUGAUGUUCUCCGGCAUCGUUGGCUUUGGCAAAUACUGCGCUGAGAAUACCGACGCUGAGGGUGCUAUGAAAAUCGUCAAAAUGCUGAAUGAAUUGUACACAGUCUUCGAUGCGCUAACCGAUUCGAAGCGAAAUCCAAACGUUUAUAAGGUGGAGACUGUUGGCGACAAGUAUAUGGCUGUGUCGGGCUUACCCGAUCACUGUGAGGACCAUGCCAAAUGCAUCGCCCGAUUGGCCCUGGACAUGAUGGAUAUGGCAAAGAAUGUGAAAAUGGGCUCCAGUCCUGUGCAAGUGACAAUUGGCAUUCAUUCGGGCGAGGUGGUGACCGGCGUUAUCGGCAAUCGUGUGCCACGCUACUGUCUCUUCGGCAACACGGUGAACCUGACAAGCCGGACAGAGACCACGGGUGUGCCGGGACGCAUCAAUGUCAGCGAGGAAACUUAUCGAUUGCUCUGCCAGGAGAUAAACCACGAUGAUUCAUUCAAUCUCGAAUACCGUGGCCCAGUCGUCAUGAAAGGUAAACCGACACCGAUGGAUUGUUGGUUCCUAACACGCAACACUUCGGCAACAGCAACACGCGUUAGCGUUACCGACUCUCCAUUGCCACCGAGCACACCACCACCAUUAUCAUCAUCGACGGCAACAAACUCGAAAACCAAUAGCAACAACGCAGCAGGGACCGUCUGCGGCAUAGGCGAAUCAUCUGCCGCAAUUGUGGGAGCAGCUACGCAGCCAUUGUGCACAGCAGAUGAUGGUGCUGCAACUAGUCAAGCACCUUUGGCAACGGCACACACAAACACUUUCUCACCCACAUCGCCGGUCUCAUCAUCCUCCUCCUCGGCCGUUACCGUGGCAAGUGGCGGCAUCGCAUCCGCCGGAACAGACGCCAACAUUGAUGUGCCAGCAGCUGCGCCACCUGCUGAAYUGACAUAGGAAAUGUGCAACGACUCGUCAUGCUGCUGCUGAAACAUACUUUAAGUACGGAGUGGGGGAGAAAGGACUGAAAAUGCGGCCAACAAAUAAAGUGAGUGGGGUACAGAUUAGAUUGGAUCGGUUUGAAUUACAGCGGUUUAAAUUGCAAUGUUGUUGGCGCAUGAAGGGAGUAGAGCACUGAAUAUCCACAGCACAUAACAGACGUCGUGGAUGCCACCUUACACUUUUCCWCCUUACAACUCUCUCAUCUUACUCUGGUACUUUAGGUUCGAAUCGUCGCACAUGGGAGCUACCAGAAGGAAAACCAUAGACAUUACUCUUAAGGUGAUUUCUAAAAAGAAUAAAUAUGUUAAAGAGUUCCCUUAUGUUUGUUCAAUAGUUACAAAAACACAUUUAUAUACGCGAACCUAGCAUAAUGUACUGUUAUUGUAAACACUUACAGCCAACUGCCUUCUAAAGUGAGUUCAGGAGAAAAUAAAAGCACGAUUUUAUGUAUAGAUGAGUCAUUAAUAUUAUUUGUUACAUAAAUUAAUAGUCAACUUUGUUAAUCCUCUCAUGAGUUWCCCUCAUGCCCCAUGUUUCUUUGUCUAAACACAACGGAUAUGAUAUCUGUUCCAAAAGGUUUCUUCAUAACAAAGAGCUAACCAGCACAAAGGAUAUUUAAAUCGCAUAAAUAGUAGAUUUGAAGAGUCUUUAACUAACAUGUAGUUCUAAGCAAACUCAGUAGAUAAACUAUAAGCCAAGAAACACUCGUUUAUACAUAUAUAUGUAUAUGAUAUGUAGGUAAUUGUAAACCUUUUCCAAACGCAAUCUAUUAAAGCAAAUAUUCUAAUUAAAACUGCUCUAUGAGGAAGAAACUAAAAAAAUAAAAAAAUAUAAUAUUAAAAAAAUGUUUAUUGUAAUAGAAAACUCUCAGAAACACUAACCCACUUGAGGACACUAAAGCGCACCAAAAACUCACGCAUUCGCUAUUAGGCACGUAAAACGAGCGUGAGCAACGGAGUACACAAGGUGUUACAAUACGUAUUUGUUUAAUAAAACUGAGAUAAAUAUAUUACAACUGAAAACCUACACAUAUUGCAAAUAGAAAGUUCCGGCUUGUGUGUAAAUGCGUGAGUUCGGAAGUAAAUACUUAGUUCUAGGCAACUUAAGCAGUUCUAACAGCUAAUAUUGAUCGUUUGGCGCACACACACACUUGGACGCAGAUAUAAAAAAUUGAAAAUGAAUGUGUAAAAUGUUUUAGGCUAUUUAAAUGUACACAACUGCUAACUUAURUACUAUAUAUGUACGUACAUAUGUACAAGCGUAUGACAUAAUUCUUUAAUAAAGAAAUAUAAAGAAGUUUGUCAACUGAUGAAAAUAGCUUUAUAGGUAUUUAAGCUGUCACUUAAACACUCACUCAGUUACUCGAACUUAGCUCUCACACACACAGACACACAACACACAAUGUAUGUAUGCAGUUACAUACAAAUAUUUAACAAUAAACUCUAUGUAAGCAUGGCAAAUAUAAUAUUAACGAGGGCCGCAGAUUUAUGUCAGUUUCAUUCUUAAAUAAUUUCCGUGCGACAAUUAUUACAAUAAAAAUUUUCUUUAGAAAUUUCUGAUGCUUUCUCCCUGCUGUUAUAAGCAUUCAAGAAACCCGCAAAAAUGUUGAUUUAAAAAUUCGGACAGUAGAGGGAAAUAGAUGCAUUGGCACUUUGUUAAAAAAAAAAUUCAAAAAUAAGGAUCAGUUCAGCUGUGGAAAYGAGUAUGCUUGGACCACUCAACCACGUUCAGUUAAAGAGAAAUGGUUUUUCUCAAAAUGCAUUUUGGAUCAAGCAGUUUUUAUACUUUUUAUUAACUCUAUCCACAUUCUUAAUAUAUUCGGGUAACCCCAAAAGUGUCGACCUCUCAUCGCAUCCGCAAGUCGCAGCUGGCGUUGAGUGUUAACAGAACUCCUUGCUUAAAAUAAUUAUUCUCUCACGCAGCGGUAAAUUAUAUGUAACUCAUUUUACCCUCUCCUAAUUAUUGAGGGAACUUUCUAAGCGUUUCAUUUAAGUUUUUGAUAAGUUUGUCGCAGUCUUAAUUGCUUAGAGCUUUCCGCUUGUCUAUACUCCGAGUCCUGCUUCCCGCUGAACUGCUACUGACAACUUUCGUGUUAUUUCAACAAUUGCAAAUACCAGGCUCCACACAAAAACUGGAAAAUAUGAAUUUUAAAUAUUACCAACUAAGUGUAUUGAAUUUACUGUAGUUGCAUAAGCAUGGGAAACAAGAGAAACAAAUAAAGUUUCAACUCUAGGGAAUGAAUAUUGUAAGAGCAGAACACGCAGUGUUGCAGCUGAGAAUGUAUUAAUAAGGAAUUAUUGUAAAUGAAAAAUGUAAUAAACUUUAUUCUUGAGAAAACAAAACUCCAAUAAAAAU
Bactrocera latifrons is the source of this 5943-nucleotide messenger RNA. RefSeq names its product guanylate cyclase soluble subunit beta-1 (gene Gycbeta100B). Gene Ontology annotation, biological process: cGMP biosynthetic process; response to oxygen levels. Gene Ontology annotation, molecular function: guanylate cyclase activity; heme binding. The record is from RefSeq and is a predicted model, not a curated record. Gene Ontology annotation, cellular component: guanylate cyclase complex, soluble. Lineage: Eukaryota; Metazoa; Arthropoda; Insecta; Diptera; Tephritidae. The transcript is spliced from 18 exons. Bases 934 to 3543 code for a protein of 869 amino acids.